AUGCCCGGCAUUGGGUCGGACUCCUUCCACUUCUCUUUUUCCCUCUGCGUGCUCGGCGAGACGGGCGUGGGCAAGAGUCAGCUGGUCGCAUGCACGCUCCCUGACCCGCCGCGCGAGCUGGAUUCGGGUGACAGCCUCGCUGACCACGGCAUUCGGACCAGGGCGCACACAUACGAGUCACGCGGGGCCCGAUACCAGAUACUGAUGUGGGAAGUGCCGGGCGCGCCACGAUACAUGGAGAUGGCGCCGCGGUACGUCGCGAUGGCCGCGGGGCUGGUGCUUGUCUUUGAUCGCUCACGCCGAGCGACCUUUGACCGAGUCUCCCUCUGGCUCAAGGCGGCAGACUCAUCCAGCCCCGAUCUGCCAAAAGUGCUCAUCGGCAACAAGUCUGACAAGACGGAAGAGGUGUCUUCGGCAGAGGCGAACCUGAUUGCGCAGCAGAUCGGCUGCCCGUACUUCGAGACCACCGCAACCGAAAAUCUGAAGGUUGCCGACGCGUUCUCUACACUCAUUGCGCAAGUCAUUGCUCGGAUACCAAACCCACCGGAGCCGUCUCUGCUACUGCGGAAGCGGGUGCAGAUUGGCAAGCAGCUCGCCGACAACAAAGCGUUCCGGGCGGCCCUCUUCGAUAUGUAG
This is a messenger RNA of Emiliania huxleyi CCMP1516, 636 nucleotides long. It is a transcript of the gene RAQ, whose product is annotated as GTP-binding protein. Lineage: Eukaryota; Haptophyta; Isochrysidales; Noelaerhabdaceae. Bases 1 to 636 code for a protein of 211 amino acids. The transcript has 2 exons. The record is from RefSeq and is a predicted model, not a curated record. Gene Ontology annotation, molecular function: GTP binding; GTPase activity.